AAAAUAACCGCCAGUGACCGUAGAAGCCCCACGGCAAUCCAUCACGUUGUCAUUCCCGAAUCAUCCCCCGAUAACGUUCAUGGCGGAAGGUAUGACGCUGAAGACACAUGAAGAACCAGUCGAAGGUGCACCGACAUUGACGCGGCAAGACUCGACCGCCACAAAGGUGAAGAAACUCGAGGCGUUUCAUCGCUUGAACGACGAAGGGUUCGGCUACCUGGGCGACAACACGUACAUCCACCACGGGUACCGCCUCCACUACACGAUGAAGGAGUGUGUCGUCUCUCUGUUUGAAGUGCACAACGAGACGCUCAACGUGUGGACACACAUGGUGGGGUCGCUCAUCUUCAUGUCGCUGCUCGUGCUCUUGUACAUGCAAGUCGACAAGGCCGUGCACUCCCAUCACACGUUGGAGUCGCCGCACCACGUGCACCUCGUGAACCUGCCGUACAUGUCCCAAGGCCACCACACGCUACGUCUCUUCACGACCCAUUCCGUCAUGGACGCUACCGAGCGCGCGCUCGUGCAAACGUUGUCGUUGCAUGGUCCGCCGCGCGACUUCCUCGAAAGCGCCAGCGUCCUCUUCAACUCGACACUGGCAGACCUCGUCCACGACUCGUCGGACCCGGUCGAAGUCCUCCUUCUCAAGCAAGACUUGUUGCAGCUCCAAGACCGCCUCGCAGCACUCGCCGACCACGCGUGGCUCAACCGCCACGUAUAUGGCCACCUAGCGUCGCUGCAAGACAAGGUCCGCGCUCGGCUCACGGCGAUCGAGCACUCCCAGCACCAAGACAACAUCCGCCACGGCAUCCAAGCCAUCACGGACGUCCUGAACGUCCUCCGCUUCGACCUGGACCACCACCACGUGCCCGUGUGGCCCGUGUCCGUGUUCAUCGGCAGCGCCAUCGUGUGCCUGAGCUGCUCUGCGCUGUUCCACCUCCUUUACGUCGUGGGUCCGGCCGUGUACGCCGUCAUGUCUCGGCUGGACUACUCUGGCAUCUCCAUCUUGAUCUCGGGCUCGUUUGUACCCGUGCAGUACUAUGGGUUCUACUGCCACGACACCCUUCGGUGGUUCUACCUGACCACGACACUGGUGCUCGCGACCCUGACAUUCGCCAUGGCCAUGAUGCCAUUCUUCGCCAAGGAGAAGUUCCUCGUGUUGCGCACAUGCACGUUCAUCUCGUUCGGGUGCUUUGGUGCCGUCCCGGUCGUUCACAUGGCGCUGCUCCGCGGCUUCCACGACGACCAAGUCCAAGUCAUCCUGUAUCCCAUGCUCUGGGAAGGCUUGUUCUACAUUGGCGGCGCCAUGAUCUACAUGAGUCGCAUCCCCGAGCGCUUCUACCCCGGCCGCUUCGACGUCCUCUUCGGGUCGCAUCAGAUCUGGCACGUCUGCGUCGUCAUGGCCGCCCUCGUGCACUUUCACAUGGUCACAAACCACUUUGAAUGGCGAUGGAACCAUCCGUGCCACGCCGACAUUUCCUUGUCAUAGGAAAUGUGUAUGUAUAUCCAGCAGUAGCUAGUAUCGACACUUAACUACUUCAUAUAGUAUUGUGUGAAUUUGCGAUA
Molecule: messenger RNA, 1566 nt
Organism: Aphanomyces astaci
Lineage: Eukaryota; Oomycota; Saprolegniomycetes; Saprolegniales; Verrucalvaceae
Exons: 1
Coding region: 80-1489 (469 amino acids)
Cellular component (GO): membrane
Molecular function (GO): signaling receptor activity
Source: RefSeq, a predicted model, not a curated record